AUGGCCUCCGACUCCGAUCCGCAGAAAGCACCACCACCACCACAACAACUGUUUGUCAGAGCCGACGAGGUCGAUGCGGGAACCUCAAUACUCUCUCCCAGUAGGGAACUGCCACUGAGCGCACUGAACCCUUCCAAUGCUGCUCCGCCAGGGCCAGGGCCACUCCGUCCUGUUUUACGGCGGGAAGGAUCAGCGCCCCCACCUCCUCCUCCGCCAUCCCAGCCGCCACCAGCUCCUCCCGCUCAAACAGAUCCCACUGAUUCCUUAAGUCUACCUCAACUAAGGCAGCUGGUGGCACAAUUUCCGAAGACAGAGCAGAGAGCGUACGCUUUUCAGUAUAGGGACACCGGUAGUUUCGAAUCCGAAAUUGACGAAUGGUUUCACUAUACGGAACUCGAGCAAGACCGAGAUUACCUUCUAGAUUCUCUCGAAGCCUUUGAGCAGAGAUGGAAGUUCUUCUGUGAGGCACAAGGUAUCCCCGAGGAGACUACCUGGAUCACCACAGACCAAGCCCAACGACUUCAUUUUGUCCGCGAUCUGGUCCAGGACCUCAAAGAUGACGACUACGUCAGCCGUGUGGCAGCGCUCUCCUGCAUCUACUACAUCCUCACUGGAGCUUGGAGUAGUACUUCUGGCUUAGAAGCAAAAGAACGGGCAGCCGAAGACGAAUCUCACGCCCACACAGAAAAUGAUUGGGCCAAUGCCGUUCAAGUUCAGUGGAUCCAUAAAGGAGCGGACAUUGUCCAUCUGAGCUCUAUUAUGCCUCAGCUGUAUACCUGUCUGAUCCAAGCUGCAAAGACUCGCGACUCGACCCAUCCUCCGCCGACGGCAGAUGGUGAAGAGCCCAGCGAGGUCGCGUUCGGUGAAAACGAAUAUCAAGAACUCGGCCUGUGCCUUUCCUGUUUCUAUCUAUUGAUUGAAUCCGCCAGAGUCCGGAGCAGCACCAAGGUUGGCCUCGAUAUACGUCAGACGAUCUCGUCUCUACAACCCAACUUCCUGGUCUUCCUUGCUGGUAUGAUCUCGCGGCUGCGAUGGGACGACUCCUACAACAUACCUCUCAUGCAUGCGCUGCAAUUGUUUUGGAAAUCGCUGCUUCUGGUGUUCGGAGAUGUGACGGAACGUCUUGAAAAGGUCAAAAGUGUCUUGCAACCACGAAUCGAACGGUUCUCGGCCGAUGCAGCUCAUCCGGUACUUACAGCAUCUCCGUUGGAUUAUCACCUGUUCCGACAAGAAAUUACGUCGAAAUAUCCCGCUUACAACCCACCAUUGCCUCUCAUACCCUUGGAAGCCGACCAGAAGACGAUGCUGCCCCUGCUGCCGCAGCAUUCGUCGAGACCAGACACAUUUUCGGGGGUUCCAGACCAAGGAGGCGGCGGUGCAGGCACUCACCGAUCUAUAUUCCAUCAACCUGUGCACAUCGCCACGCCGGCACCCUCUCCUCCACCCUCACCCAUUGGACCUGGUGGGAAAGCUGCUAAGAAACAGAACUACCAGACCAACCAGAAUUUUCCGUUCCUGUACCCCCCGCUGGACGACUCGAGCAACACGAUCGGCGGCAAAGGGUCGACAGAACUCCAAGAUUUGAUGGUCGGAAAAAAGUGGGAUGGCAGCGAUGUUCCCCGCUCGAUCAUCGAGGCAGGAGAGUUGUUUGCCAGUCGAAUGAGAAUGACACGGGCAAUGCGUCAGCUUUGGAGGGAGCGUGACUUGUUCAUGAAAUACGAGAGAGGCUGGACCGGCGAUAUGACUCAAGUUUGGGACAGGGACGAGACUGGCGAACAACCGACCGAAGAGGAGAAAGAGAUCGACCGUUUGGACGAUCCGGAUCUUCGAGAUCGCAUGCACGCAGUCGAAGACUUCUUUCAGAAAGCUUUGCCAGACUUGCAAUCCCUGGUUAUUGUGAUGAUGAAAGUCAUGCUCACAAACGUUCAGGAUAUUGCCGUCCGGAAUGGCGGGUUUCAGGACCCGUUGCAGCAAGGUGGCCUCAACCGCACCAAAUCGAAUCCUAACAUGGCUCAGAACCAAUCACUACCUAUCCCCCCUCCGCCGCCUCCGCCAGAGGACAUGGCACUCGAGGACCUGGAUAACGUCCGGUCGCGCGAGAUCAGCCAGAAGGCAGUGUCGGGCGCGAUUUUCUUGAUGUCAAAGUGGUUUAAGGUUUCUCACGUCUUGAAAUUUGAGUACCUGACUCAACUCCUUUUGGAUUCUAACUACGUACAACUCACCUUGAAAUACUUUGCGCAUCAGAACCUGGAGGAUCUCGUCGCAUUUAGGUAUGAUCGUGAUGACCUGAGUUUCUGGCACUAUUGCCACGUCCAUUCGGAUCAUCCACCGCUUUCUCCCACGAGUCCGGACGAAAGAUCCGAGACAUCCAGUGUGGACGAAGCCGUUCCACCGCCCAUUCCGCGCCAUCGAAGAUCCCCAACCAACAUGUCUGAUGCCCAGCCAGCCUUGGAACAGGGUCUUGCACAACAGCUGCCUUCCGAUGCCCAACAUCCUUCGGUCGACGAGCUUGGAAACCCGCUGGGGCCGCUUCCCACCACUCCCAUCACAACCUACUCGUUUCGCCAGUUCCAGACCGCAAUCCAUCUCCUCCGAAUACUGCAGAAAGUCACCAGAGGCAAGUCCCACCGCAUCUUAUUUCUGGUGCAGUUCAAAUCGUCUCAAAUCCUUCGCCGCAUCCUCCGAGUUCCGGACCCGACCUUGCGCCUGUAUGUGCUGAAACUCUUCAAAUCUCAAGUUCCCUACUGUGGUAGAAAAUGGCGACAGAGCAAUAUGCGAGUCAUCACGGCGAUAUAUCUCCACUGCAGACCUGAGUUGAGGGACGAAUGGCUGGCUGGCAUGCACGAUGCUAAUGUCGAAGGUGAAGUUGACGAGGCCGUCCCGUUGGAAUGGGCGCUGCGGGGCUUGACAUUCUGGUGGCAGCAACGCACGUAUCCAGGUGUAACGAGGCGUGGAAAACGAGGUGGGAAAUCUGGGAGCAAGAAAACUGAGCCGAAAUCAUCCCAGGCGCUAGACAAGAUCUCGCCCACCGCAGCAGCAGCAGCAGCAGCAGCAGGUACUCCAGAAGAUUCUGCUUUCGAUAUCGACGACCUUCUCGAUGCCGACAUGCUCGAAUCACGUCUGGGGGAUCCGGAUGAUGACGAAGAAGAAGGAGGUCAAGAAAUCGACGAUGACGAGCGCGAUUUCUUCCAACGUGAGCUCGACGCCAUAGGAUGGGGUCUGGCUGGACUGCGACUGACGGAUGGCUCUGAGGAUGUGGCAUUUGGCGAGGAGGCUCUAGGUGUCAACGGGGCCGGAGGGUAUCCCGUCGCCAAUGGCAUAUCGGGUGCUGAGUACGGUGGAGCAGGACUCGGCACGCCACUGACACCCAUACCACAAUCACAACCUCAGCCUCAGCCUCAAUGGAUCGUGGCGGAUGCAGCCUCGCUCGAGCAUUGGCAGAACAGUUAG
Molecule: messenger RNA, 3450 nt
Organism: Capronia epimyces CBS 606.96
Lineage: Eukaryota; Fungi; Ascomycota; Eurotiomycetes; Chaetothyriales; Herpotrichiellaceae
Exons: 1
Coding region: 1-3450 (1149 amino acids)
Biological process (GO): cytoskeleton organization
Cellular component (GO): cytosol
Source: RefSeq, a predicted model, not a curated record